Messenger RNA from Salvia splendens (bonfire salvia), 507 nucleotides. Its product is annotated as basic form of pathogenesis-related protein 1-like. The transcript has a single exon. The record is from RefSeq and is a predicted model, not a curated record. Gene Ontology annotation, cellular component: extracellular region. The coding region runs from base 1 to 471 and encodes 156 amino acids. NCBI's taxonomy places the organism in Eukaryota, Viridiplantae, Streptophyta, Magnoliopsida, Lamiales, Lamiaceae.
AUGGACUCUUCCACCAUUUCCCUCUUCCUAACACUUUCCUUCAUCGCUGCCGCAGCCGGACAAAACUCGCCACAGGAAUUCCUGGGCGGCCACAACCGCGCACGAGCGAAGGUAGGCAUCCCUCCCCUCGAGUGGAAUGCCAGCGUCGCUGACUACGCCCUCCGCUACGCCCAGAAGAGCUCCAGCGACUGCAACCUGGAGCUGUCAAUGGGGCCAUACGGCGAGAACCUGUUUAUGGGGCAGGGGCAGGUUUCGGCGGUGGACGCCGUGAGCGUGUGGGCCAGCGAGAGCCCGAACUAUGACCACGCAUCCAACUCCUGCAAAGGUGGAUCGUGCCUGCACUACACGCAGAUUGUGUGGCGCGCCUCCACCCAGCUAGGCUGCGCGCUGCAGCAGUGCCGUAACGGUUGGUUCUUCGUCAUCUGCAGCUAUCAUCCGCCGGGAAAUUACGCCGGAGAACGCCCCUACUAGGUCGGAAUGGACCACCUAAUACAUUGUAUACUACAU